Molecule: messenger RNA, 628 nt
Organism: Prorocentrum cordatum
Lineage: Eukaryota; Dinophyceae; Prorocentrales; Prorocentraceae
Source: the annotation of a GenBank genome assembly
GCAGGGACCUCUUCGACGACGACUACGACCAGAGGGGCCAGGCGCUGCGCAAGUUGGUCUCGAAGAACAGCCAAGAAAUACGAGAUCUCAUGCAUCAGACGGGGGGCUUCUGGCUCGCGCCCGCAACGUCCAAGCCAUUCACAGCGGGGUUAGACGCGGGCAAAGAAUAUGGAAAUGCGGUACGAGCAGCAGGAAAAAAGCACGGGCUUGGAUCUCCGCACGCGCACGUGGCGACGGCGACGCUCAGGGCCCUCCACGACGAGAUAGACGGAGAACAAGGGAGCGCUCUGGAGAUCUCCAGCAAGCAGGUCAUCAGGGAGUUUGUGGAGGCCACCAAUCACUCGAAGGGCAACAUUCUCGUGGAGGAGAUGAUCCUCGCGUUCAAGGUCCAGGAGACGCACGAGCGCGAGGACUUGGACGCAGGCGACCGCCUGGGGAAGAUCUCCUUCACCUUGAACCCGACGCCGCGCCUGCAGGCGAAAUUGGCGACGCACGAGGUAUGGGGAACAGGCCAUGGAAGCAGUGAAGGUGCACGAGGUGCUCAAGCUGAAACGGCCAUCACGACCGGCUUGCAGUCCAUCAACGGCAAGAAAGCGACGGGCCCUGGCCCCAAGACUGCGCUGGAGAG